Messenger RNA from Oikopleura dioica, 690 nucleotides. NCBI's taxonomy places the organism in Eukaryota, Metazoa, Chordata, Appendicularia, Copelata, Oikopleuridae. The record is from the annotation of a GenBank genome assembly.
AUGCUUUACCGGUCGAGAGAAGUUAUUGUUUGCUGCUGUCUCAUUUGCAUCGUUUUUUCGCUUUACUUUUUGCACUUGCUUUUCGCCGAUGUCCUGGGCCAGGUCAAGUGUCAGCAAACUGACGACUUCCUCGACUUUUCCAUCGCCCUUCCCUUGCCAUCCCUCAUCUUUGCCCUCACAGGCCUCAAUCUUGCCUACUCAAACAAGCAGAUCUUCAAACUCGAUCCAACCACUGGCCUGGUUGUGUACGACUACAAAGUGUAUCUCCUGAGCCUGAUGCACAGUAUCGGCUCCUUUUUGGCUUCAAUCGCGGCUCUUUGUCUACCUAUUUUCGGUACAACUAUUUGCCCCAGUUUCUCAAGCCCAGCUGGCUAUUCUGACGGUGCUGAUUUGGGGGAUGUUCUUGAGGCGGAAAGGCGCAAAACAUCGAUGAUUUUUCUCGUCCAUUCAUUCGCUGGCUGUCUUCUCUUCUUGCUGAACAUGCUCUCAUCCGUAUUUGGCUUUUUCUCACUAAUACGCCGUGCCAAUCGAACGAACCUUCGGCUCCUGGCAGCCCGCGACUCACCACCUGCAUACGAAGAAGUGUCUGUAUCGUAUGUUCCGAAAUACACGCAAGAAAUAGACCUCCCACCAUCCUACGAAUCACUUCAAAUUAAUUCCAGUUCUGAUAAUAACAAUAACACCAAGUGA